CGCACCCACUCGAAGAGGGUCAACGUUGGGAUCCCAUGGGGGGGUGUGGGGGAGAGGAUGGGGGUGGGGGUGCCGGGUGUGUGGCGGGGGUGGCGAGGAGAGUGCCGGAGGGUGGAGUUUAAAUUGAGUAUGUAGCUUCAUAUAUCUUCUGGUGAUUGGCAGUGAGGAUGGCCGAUUGAGUUAUGGAUAUACAAGUUUUGGGGGAAGGAAAGCAAGCAUGGAGGACUCUUAUGAUGUAAAAAUAUCUAAUAUCAAUGAGCAAACUGUUAGCCUCUUUGGAAUAUUCGAUGGUUUGAGAUUUCUGCUCUCUUCUUAAAUUUUUCUUAUGUGCAAAAAAUGUGUUCUAUAGACUUAUUAAUACCUUAGGUCAUGGUGAAUCACAAGCCGCUGAAUAUUCGAAUGAUCACUUAUUUUACAACCUUAUGAACCAUCCACAGUUUAUGACAGACACAAGGCUCGCAAUUAGUAUGUCUAAAUUAUUUAGAUCUGGUUCUAUAUAUUGGUAAUUAAUUGUUGAAAUGGCUUAGGAUAUGUUCCUGCUUUGUUUUCUAUGUUUGGCCAUGCUACAGGUGAAACAUGUCAAAAAACUGAUUCAGACUUCCUGGAAGCUGAAAGAAAUACUUUUAGAGAUGAUGGUUCUAUGGCUUUGACUGCUAUUCUGAUUGGAAACUGCUAAUAUGUUGCCAGUGUUGGGGAUUCACGGACUGUGAUGUCAAAGGAAGGUGAAGCAAUCCCUCUAUCUGAUGAUCACAAACCAAACAGAAGUGAUGAGCGCAAGAGAAUUGAAAAUGCUGGAGGAUUUGUUAUGUGGGCUGAUGCUUGUGGUUUGUAAACAUUUUCAGUUUGCUGGUACGUGGAAGGUUAGGGUUGUUCUGGCAAUGUCACGUGCAUUUGGCAACCACCUUUUGAAACAGUGCGUAGUGGCAGAACCUGAGAUCCGGGAGGAAGAGGUUGAUGAGCACUUGAGUUGCUGGCUCUUGCAAGCAAUGGGCUGUGGGAUGUUGUCGCAAAGGAGAUAGGAUGCCAUGUCCCUUGCAAGAGUGGAGGAAGAACCAGAGGCUGCAGGCUCGGUUGUUGACAUCGACAUCACCUGUCAAGUGGUAAGAUUCCAUCACAAGAAGCUUGAUGCAGAUUCCAUUAUCUGCCAGCGGGAGUUGACCAUUUAGUUUCAUUUCUCCCAGCUCAUAUCAACCUUUUAACAAACACCCAUGCGGGACAUAAUUUAUAGAACUUGAAUUUGUUGACGAAACAAAAUUGUUGGUGUUUGGGUGUUGAUUUAAAGAACUCAUUAUUUAUAGAACUUGAAUUUGUUGCCG
Musa acuminata AAA Group (dessert banana) is the source of this 1316-nucleotide messenger RNA. Its product is annotated as probable protein phosphatase 2C member 13, mitochondrial. The record is from RefSeq and is a predicted model, not a curated record. The coding region runs from base 744 to 1019 and encodes 91 amino acids. The transcript has 5 exons. NCBI's taxonomy places the organism in Eukaryota, Viridiplantae, Streptophyta, Magnoliopsida, Zingiberales, Musaceae.